AUGAUUAACCCAGACAUAGAAAGGAGGGCAAGUGUGGGGCGAAGAAAUAGUUUACUGCUGAAUUCGACUCCAGAUAGUAAUCAAGUCACUGCUUUAAACGGUCAUGUUUCAUCACCAUCCACCCCAAACUUCCUUUUCGGCGCUCAAAACAAAAGACGAAGUUUGGCUUUACCUUCUGGACAUAAUUAUGCAGGUGUCGUGAAGUUCAGCUUGGGGUCUUCUUUACGAAAUCAGAGGGACGAAGGAAUGAAUUUUGCAUCGCCUUUGCCUUCGUAUAUCACUCCCCUGGAAACUUCAAGCAAAACUGUACACUGGUCACCUGCUUUAGUAUCAUCGGAGAAAUCACCGUCGAAGACGCGUGAUUUAGUGUCUAGCGAAGCGCCCGCAAAACUAGGUCCGCCUCUGCGGUCAAUACGAGAAGAACUUGAUCAAAUGAGAACCGCGCCUGUAAAUUCAGCCCUUGUGGAACCAAUGGAUAGUACAUCCGCCAUGGACACUUCGCCUGCUGAAGAAGAUGAAUCAGCGAAUUGGGUCAUGGUAUACGGUUUUGCGCCGGGCGAUGCUGCAGAGGUGCUGAAGAUUUUCUCGAGGCAUGGGACAGUUGUUGCAAAAAAGUUCCCUGAGGAGGGCAAUUGGGUUUAUUUACGAUAUGCUUGCCCAAUUCACGCGCAGCAAGCCCUAUCGCGUAACGCUCACGUUUUUAACGGUCGGAUGCGCCUAGGUGUACUCCCAGUUCGGACUGAGGAAAUUGCUGCUUUUACAAACUGUUCCUCACGUGAUGUCUCUCUGCGUACGGAUCGUGAGAACUUGAAUGUUUCUAGGGCCAGGGCGUUACACACAUCAUUGUUAGCUGCUUCGUCACCACUUGGGUCUAGCAACCGCGGUUCUCCUUUGGAUGUUUCAUAUCGACCAUCGCGGUUGUCCAAUGCCAGCAGAGCUGGGAUACGAUCUUUAAAUGCAUCUUAUAACGUUGCUGAUAAUGAGUACCGAGUUGAUAGUGUUCAGCAACCAGUAAAAAAUGUUGGAUUGAUGAGUAAAUUAUGGGGCUAUAUAUCUUGA
This is a messenger RNA of Enterobius vermicularis (human pinworm), 1059 nucleotides long. NCBI's taxonomy places the organism in Eukaryota, Metazoa, Nematoda, Chromadorea, Rhabditida, Oxyuridae. The record is from the annotation of a GenBank genome assembly.